Messenger RNA from Drosophila melanogaster (fruit fly), 3000 nucleotides. RefSeq names its product rhomboid (gene rho). Gene Ontology annotation, molecular function: serine-type endopeptidase activity. Bases 342 to 1409 code for a protein of 355 amino acids. Gene Ontology annotation, cellular component: Golgi membrane; membrane. Lineage: Eukaryota; Metazoa; Arthropoda; Insecta; Diptera; Drosophilidae. The record is from RefSeq and is marked reviewed. The transcript is spliced from 4 exons.
CGAAAGUCAGUUGCGUGCGAGCCGCGAGCGCGAGAUCAUCAAACUGAGAAAGUCGGACUGCGACUCGAAACUGAAAUUGAAACUGAAAGAAAGAAAUAUUCAAAUUGUCGUGUGUGUGGGUGCAAGCAGAGAAUAUAUAUCUCAAGAAUAUCUGAAUACAAGCUCCUGGAUUUACGAGCAGCAAAACUAAGUUACCAAUGUGCGAGCCGAAAAAAGCGAGUGAAAAACGUGCGAAUAUGCCAGCUAACUAAAGACAUUUGGAUUACAAGAAACCCACGCAUUUUGGAUUAUAAACAUUGCGACAGGCAGAAAAACCUAAGAAUUUCUUCAACGGCGCCAGCAUGGAGAACUUAACGCAGAAUGUAAACGAAACCAAGGUGGAUUUGGGCCAGGAGAAGGAGAAGGAGGCGUCGCAGGAGGAGGAGCAUGCCACCGCCGCCAAGGAGACCAUCAUUGACAUUCCCGCCGCGUGCUCCAGUUCCUCCAACUCCUCGUCGUACGACACCGAUUGCAGCACGGCGAGCAGCACCUGCUGCACCCGCCAAGGCGAGCACAUCUACAUGCAACGCGAGGCCAUCCCGGCCACGCCACUUCCGGAGUCGGAGGAUAUCGGCCUGCUGAAGUACGUCCACCGCCAGCACUGGCCCUGGUUCAUCCUAGUGAUCUCCAUCAUUGAGAUUGCCAUCUUCGCCUACGACCGCUACACAAUGCCCGCCCAGAAUUUCGGGCUACCCGUUCCGAUUCCGUCGGAUUCGGUGCUGGUCUAUCGGCCGGACCGGCGUCUGCAGGUGUGGCGCUUCUUUAGCUACAUGUUCCUGCACGCCAACUGGUUCCACCUGGGCUUCAAUAUCGUCAUCCAGCUGUUUUUUGGCAUUCCCCUGGAGGUGAUGCACGGCACGGCCAGGAUCGGCGUGAUCUACAUGGCGGGCGUUUUUGCCGGAUCCCUGGGCACCAGUGUCGUCGACUCGGAGGUCUUCCUGGUGGGCGCCAGCGGUGGCGUCUAUGCCCUGUUGGCCGCACAUCUGGCCAACAUUACACUGAACUAUGCGCACAUGAAGAGCGCAUCCACGCAACUCGGAUCCGUUGUCAUCUUUGUCUCCUGCGAUCUGGGCUAUGCUCUCUACACCCAAUACUUCGAUGGAAGCGCCUUCGCCAAGGGUCCCCAGGUGUCGUACAUUGCCCACCUGACGGGAGCCCUGGCAGGACUAACGAUCGGCUUUCUGGUGCUAAAGAACUUCGGUCACCGAGAGUACGAGCAGCUCAUCUGGUGGCUAGCGUUGGGCGUCUACUGUGCCUUCACCGUCUUCGCCAUCGUUUUCAACCUGAUCAACACGGUGACCGCUCAGCUGAUGGAGGAGCAGGGUGAGGUGAUUACCCAGCAUCUGUUGCACGACCUGGGAGUGUCCUAAGUUUGAGGUUCGGAGUCGUCAGCAUGCUCGCAGGGAUUCGGAAUCUGCUUGAGCUUCAGGAGAGAUCGAGAGACAGAGAGUUGGUGGAAAAGAAAAGUUCACUCAACGAUUUAGUUCAAAACUAAUUCGAUAUUCGUUUGGCUUUUGCUUUUCGUUAGCAUUAUCUCGUUAUCGUUACCGUUUGCAGUUAAACGUUUCAGUUCCGAAACAUAGUACACAAACUCAAAAAAAAAAAAAACAAAUCAAGAGAAAUACACUGGACAAAAAGAAAGUGCGAGGAGUGAGGAGAACAUAAACCGAAGCCGAAACGUGUAAACAAAUGUUGUGAUAGAACCAAAGACUGAAUUUAUUUCGCGUGUAAAAACCAAGUAAAAAUCAAGAGGAAAAUCAAAGAGGAGAAACAGAACUAAUCGCCUCUCGCUAUGAUUUAAAUGAUUUAUCCAUGUUUUCAAUUAAUGGUUUGUCUGUUUUCUUAAAUUAUGUAUUUAUUGGCCGCAAUUACUACGAAUGAAUCGAAUCGAAGCAUCAGCAAACUGUAUCAAAUUGUUUAUACAUCCAUAAGCAUAAUGUGCUCCGAAUUGUAGGAUUUAGUGUUAUAAUUUAUAUAUAUUUAGGUAUAACUAGCCCUCCUAACAAAUUGUUUCAAAUUGUAAAUACUAUUAAGUCGCACACUAGUCAAACAACAACAACAGCAACAGCAAAAACAACAAAAAAAAUAUGGAAAACCACAGCAAAGAACCAUUCAAUUCAGAUCAAUUAAGCAAAUCGAGUUAAAUUAAAUUAAAUUAUACUAAAGUCACUUAAUGCGUUACAAAAUCGAGCAUCGUAAUCCCCUACACACACACACACACACACACACUCGAAAGUAUUACUAAUUAUAUUUAUUUAUGGUAGGGCAGCGAGGGUUUAUUAAUUCGUCAAUUGAGCGAACUAUUUAUUUAUUUAUUUAUUUAAUAAUUUAGUGAAAUUCACACAAACAAGCACGAAAAAACAACAACAACACAAGAGAGAGAAGAAACAAACCAAUUCAACUGUAAAAAUAUCCAAUUGAAAAAUACACACGAAAAGCCAAAGAAAAUAAAAAAUCAAAACAUUUCAAGAAUACAACAGUAAUAACAAAAUACAAGCAAAAGCGUUUUCAUUUCCCAUUUUGUAUUUUUAUUUUACUUUCAGUUUUUGGCUGUCGGCUCGCUUGGUUUUAAUUCCCACAAUUUAAGGGCAAUAAAUAAUCGAGCCAGCAGAUUAUCAAGAUACUUGACAUAUUGACCGAUACACAUAUAUAUAUACAUAUAUAUAUAUAUAUAUCGUACGCAAAUAGAGAAAUAUUCAAAGUAAUCGCCGAAUGAAAACAGCUAAUCUGGCAUAAAGGCCAGCAAAGCGUAAGCCAAAAUAGAAUCCUUUUGGGCCACAAAACCCCAAGAUAGCAUACUCGAUUUUCCAAAAUAAUGGAUCCACACUCCACCCGAUGAAAAAAAAAAAACAAAACAAAAAAAUAAAAUAAAACAAACUAGGAAACGGAAAUGUUCAGCACGAGACAAGGGACAGAAGAAAUGCAAAUAGCAAAAAAUUAUAGAUAAAUAAAUAAGGAGAG